Molecule: messenger RNA, 3972 nt
Organism: Engraulis encrasicolus (European anchovy)
Lineage: Eukaryota; Metazoa; Chordata; Actinopteri; Clupeiformes; Engraulidae
Product: cystathionine gamma-lyase-like
Exons: 12
Coding region: 160-1377 (405 amino acids)
Biological process (GO): transsulfuration
Cellular component (GO): cytoplasm
Molecular function (GO): pyridoxal phosphate binding; carbon-sulfur lyase activity
Source: RefSeq, a predicted model, not a curated record
UCCAGUGAUUGGCCAAUUAAGGGGACUUGUCACUACACGUUGCUGUUAAAUCCAAACGCCGCUUUUGGAAGUAAUAUUUUGUAAUAACGGUACAGUGGCUGCAUAACCGGUCAUCCCAGGGAACUGCCAAGCUGCCGCGUUUUGAACCAGGAAUUAAUAAUGGCUUCGCACUCUCAGAACAACGUCUCAACCGGCUUUCAAGAUGAAUUCAAGUCUUUCGCCACAGAUGCCAUACACGUUGGCCAGGAACCGGAGCAAUGGAAGUCCAUGGCCGUGGUGCCACCAAUAUCACUGUCAACCACGUUCAAACAGUAUGGCCCUGGAAAUCAUGCGGGGUUUGAGUACAGUCGAAGUGGAAACCCUACCAGGAACUGUCUUGAGAAGGCAGUGGCAGCGCUUGAUGGAGCAGAGCACUGUAUCGCUCUUGCCUCUGGCUUGGCUGCAACACUGACUAUAACACAUUUGUUGAAGUCCGGGGAUGGAGUUGUGUGCAUGAAUGAUGUUUAUGGAGGAACCAACCGGUACUUCAGAAGGGUAGCUGGAGAAAUGGGGCUGGAUAUCUCGUUCGCAGACUGUACGAAGCCUGAAGUUUUAAAAGGUGCACUCAAAAAGAACACAAAGUUGUUAUGGAUUGAAACUCCGACCAACCCCACGAUGAAAGUCGUGGACAUCAAAGCCUGUGCUGAUAUUGCACAUGCACACAAUAAGGACAUUGUUGUCGUCGUGGACAACACAUUCAUGUCGGCUUACUUUCAGCGCCCCCUGUCAUUGGGAGCUGAUAUCUGCAUGUACUCUGCAACAAAGUAUAUGAAUGGUCACAGUGAUGUGGUCAUGGGACUGGUCUCUGUCAAUAGGGAGGACUUGUAUGAGCGACUGAGGUUUUUGCAGAAUGCUCUUGGAGCGGUGCCUUCCCCGUUUGACUGCUACCUGUGUAACCGUGGCCUGAAGACGCUGCACUUGAGGAUGAGGCAGCACUUCAAGAAUGCCCAGGCCGUGGCCUCUUUCCUGGAGGCAGACUCACGGGUGGACAGAGUCAUCUUCCCCGGGCUCCCCUCCCACCCGCAACAUGAGCUGAUGAAGAGGCAGUGCACAGGCUGCCCUGGCAUGAUCACCUUCUACAUCAAGGGCAAGCUGGAGCACGCCACCACCUUCCUCAGCAGUCUCCAGCUCUUUGCCCUGGCUGAGAGCCUGGGAGGCUAUGAGAGUCUGGCAGAGCAUCCGGCGAUCAUGACCCACGCGUCCGUGCCGGAAGAGGAGAGGAUCGUCCUGGGCAUCUCUGACACCCUGAUCCGCCUGUCCGUGGGCCUGGAGGACGAGCAGGACAUCAUCAAUGACCUGGACCAAGCACUUGCUGCCGCGCAUCCAAAGAAGAAAUGAGUGUCCGUCGGGGUGUGGCGUACUGGUGUCUUCCAUCGUGCUGCUGGCUGGGUGUUCCUUGCGCAUUUUUCUGCAUAUGAGGGAGAGCUUUUAUUGAAACACGCACACAUCAGGGAACACCCCCCCCCCCUUAUUCCUCUUCAUGGAAAACAAAAAAAUACAGCUUUCUAUAAUUCACAUAUUUUACAUCAUGACUUCAAAACAUGCAGGGCCUUUAGGGUAUAUGCAUUAUUUUGUAUUCUUUACUUCUGUUGCACUUGUCUUAAAUGAAGGCUCAUGUUGGAUCCGGUCUUUAUUCUGGUCCAUCUAAGCAAAUGUAACCCUAACGGUUUCUUCUGUCACUCGUCAUUUCAGUGUGACUUUUGUCGUACAUUAGCGUAAUUAACACCGAGCCCCUGAUGCCUUGUUUGCUUGCAGAUGGGGUUUGGACGGAAAGUGUGUCCAAAAUGAUUGUCACCCAAGAGCCUUGUGACUCAUGGCUUGUGCAUUUAAAUAAGUGCUAUCUUGUUUGUCUGUGUAACAUUUGACAAGAAAUCCACUUUCAUAAAGCCCUUCCUCUCUGAAUUGUCUCAGGUUGUGUAUUUGGGGGUGUGAUGAACAGGAUGAAUCAAGUGUGCUGGGUCAGUCGACGAAUGAAUCACUGACAUCGACAAGACACUGACCUUUUUGUAAGAUUUGUCCUCUGGCUUCAUAACCUGAGUGCUUUUUGGAAGCGUCUGUUUUUCAGUUUAAGUUAAUUGAUUAUAAUGUACUCUUAACUUGGGCAUCCUGAAAAAUGAGGCUAGUGAAAUUUCGUCGUGAGAUGUUUACAUCAAUUCAGUGUCAUCAGAGAUAGUGUUGCUAUCAGGUUAUUUACCCCUAGUUUAUAUAAAAAUACUAUUAUCAUUUUAUUUCUAGUCAGAGCGUUACAGUAGAGUAUUGUCUUUAAGUGUGUGUAACCAUGUUAUCACCAAAUAUGUUUUCGCAUGUGCCUGUGUUUACAAAAGUAAUUUUGUUAGCAUAUACCAAUGUUCUGUGAGUAUUGUGUCAGUACAAAAGGCUGCCUGAGCUGUUAAUGCAUACUGCCACUGAGGUGUUGACAAUGGAUUGUCCAUAGUAUCUAGACUUGACUAACUUACUUAUGCUACCUUUUGUCACUUGCAAGCUUGCAGCGUGUAACAUGCCAUUGGCUUAUGAGUAUUGCGUCUCUCUCUUGACCUAAACUCAACUGUACAAGUGUGGGUGCGUAAUGCACUCAGAAUCUUCCAUAUUCCUGAUAAGGGUACUCAAAAUAGUUUGUCCAGAUAUGCCAGGAACCAGGAUAAGAAGUCAUUAGGGAUAUUGAAUUUGGGGGAAGGUAUUUACAUGCAGAAAUGGAGAGAUAUUUAUUUAAUAUCACAAUCUUACUGAAUAAAUUUACAGAUGGUCAUUGACCUGGUCUUACUGCAGUAAUACCGUAAUCUCAAAAGGACCAUUAAGGUGCAUAAAUGUGCGCUGCUUUUGGCUUUAGACGUCAAUGUGACAAAACUAACUCUUGUUAUCCACUCAAACAGUGAACAGUAGUUAUUUUGUUUGGAGGUGGGGGGUGUUGUUGUGAAGUGAGUUCAUAUUAAGAAUUGCGAAGGAAUAAGUUUCCUUUUAAGUCUUUUUUGAAGAGGUAUUCAUCACACUAAAGCUCCAGUCAGAGACAUGACUAGCAUUUGAGAAAAUUCAAUAUUAGCAGCUUUGACCUUUGCAGUGUGUAGACCUAUGUUCCCUCAGACUUCCACUGUUGUCAUUGGAAACCCGCUUUGAUCUGGACUUUGAGCUUUUUAUUGAACGAUCACUCACAUUCACUUCCAUUUAGCCUUGAAUGAAAUGCAACCCAUAGUCAUGUAACAUUGCACAGCAGGAGAUACUGGAUGAGAGACCCCGGUGUCAAAAGUGGCUCAUUAUGUUCAGACAUGCACUUAUUAAUUUCAUGGACACGCACAACCUCAAUUUCCCUCAGGAUUAAAAAAAGUCUCUUCUUUUGUUACAACUAACCACAAAAGUCACAUUGAAAAAAAGCCGAACUGUUCUUUGACACAUUUUUCAGAGCCACAUUUGAUGAUAUGCAGGGUUGCCAGAUUGGGUGUUUGGUUUCCUGCAUUGGGUGGGUUUUUCUGUAGAUGUAAUAGCCAUGGCAACCAACAGAAUUUAGUGCACAUUUGAUGGGAUUUACUGCUUCCAGGUGGUUUUGAGCAUUUAUUGGGCAGUCACAUCUGGCAACCCUGGGGAUAGGAGUGUGGGGGAUGGGAUGUUUAGGGUACAGAGGGUACACUCCUCCUGACCGUGAAGAAUACGGUUGGAUUGGUCUUUUUUCCAUAAUAUCAAUAUAAUAUUUCAGCAAUGGUCAGUUAGCUUACACUAAUUACCCCAUCUUGACACGUAAAGUGUGUAGUUGCUUGUCUCUUUAAGGGAAAAAUACUGUCUACAACUGUUUUUCUUUUUUUUUAAACUUGUCUCCCAUCUGUUGCACCCCAAAAAUAUAAUUUAGCUAAGUAACUUCAAUCUUCUGAUGCAAGGAUACAAGGGUAAAUGAGCCAAUGAACGCUUGUUAUGUGUGGCCCCAAUAAAGAAAUGUUUCUUUUACAA